Molecule: messenger RNA, 4518 nt
Organism: Sungouiella intermedia
Lineage: Eukaryota; Fungi; Ascomycota; Pichiomycetes; Serinales; Metschnikowiaceae
Source: the annotation of a GenBank genome assembly
AUGCAGAAGGAAGAUACUGAAUCAAAGCUAUCGACCUUGUCCAUGGAAAACAACUCCAAGCAGGAGCGAUCCAUAGAGGGACAAGGUCUGCAAUCGCAAGGUUUGGCUCUGAAGAAAUACUCCAUCGAUGAUUUGUUGGCUGCCAAACCUCCAGACUUCAAGCUGAAACUCCAGACAUAUUUCUUUAACAAAGGUUUGGCCGACAGACCACAGUAUUUGCAAGAUAUCUACGACAACACUCCCCGUCAGAUCUAUGUCAAUGAGGCUUUGCCCUCAAACAUGCUGACCGGCGAUGGAAAGCCGGUCCUUCAAUAUCCCAGAAACAAAAUCAGAUCGACAAAGUAUACUCCGCUCUCCUUCAUUCCCAAGAACUUGCUAUUCCAGUUCCGGAAAGUGGCUAACACCUAUUUCUUGAUCUUGGUGAUUUUGGGUGCGUUCCAAGUGUUCGGUGUGGCCAGUCCGGGGUUGGCUGCCGUUCCUUUGAUUGUCAUUGUCACCAUCACUGCCAUAAAGGAUGGCUUUGAGGACUACAGAAGAGCCUCCAGUGACGCUGAGCUCAAUAAUAGCCCUGUGCAUUUGCUAGUGGGCAUCCAUAACGUCAACGUUGAAGUGGAUGAGGUGGGCGCCUGGAGAAGAUUUAAAAAGUUAUGUUCGAGAAUUCUUUGGGCCAUCGUGAAGGUUUUAAAGAAAGUCGUGAUCAAAUUGUUUGGCUCCAAGGCGAAAAAGGUCGAGUAUGUGCGUAAGGAGGCUCAAGAACGUGAGAAUGAGUUGCGAAGAGUAUCCACAGUCCAGUCCGACUAUAGCUUCAACUCAUUGGAUCUUCGACCAUCCGUCAGCACGAAGAGACCUAAAAAGUCCCAUCAACUGCAACGUAUUUCACAUGCGCCAACCAAACCACUUCCUGACAGUCUUCUCAAUCCUGUGUUGCAACAGGAACACCAAAAGGACCCAACUCUGAAGCAGACCCAUUUCAAGAACCGUAGAUGGAAAGAUAUUAGUGUUGGAGACUUCAUUCGUGUUAGAGCUAAUGAGGAGAUUCCAGCCGACAUCGUACUUAUUUCGUGUUCUGAUGAGGAGGGUAACUGUUACAUUGAAACAAAGAACUUGGACGGAGAAACUAACUUGAAGACCAAAACCACUUUAGCCUGUGGAGGCUCCUCCAAUUUGAAACACUCCACUGAUCUUGGAAACACAAAGUUUUGGAUUGAAUGUGAUGCUCCAAACACCCACUUGUAUUCCUUCAGAGGUACCAUCCACUACGAGAAUUACGACGAGUAUGGCCAGUUGGUGAAUGCUGACGAGAGAGAGGCUAUAACCAGUGACAACAUUCUUUUGAGAGGAUGUACUUUGAGAAACACUAAAUGGGCCAUUGGUGUAGUAGUGUACACUGGCUCUGAGACUAAGAUUGUGUUGAAUAGUGGCAUCACUCCCGAGAAAAUGUCCAAGAUUUCCCGUGAAUUGAAUCUUUCUGUGGUAAUCAAUUUCGUGGUCUUAUUCGUGUUAUGUUUUGUCUCUGGUCUUAUAAAUGGUCUAUUUUACAAUGAUUCCGAAACCUCCAGAGUUUAUUUUGAGUUUGCACCAUACUCUAAGACUUCAGCCGGAAAUGGUGUCUUGGCAUUCUUUGUGGCUUUGAUCAUUUAUCAGUCUUUAGUCCCGAUUUCCUUGUACAUUUCCAUUGAAAUUAUCAAAACCGCUCAAGCAUUUUUCAUUUAUUCGGAUGUUAAGAUGUACUACGAGCGUCUAGAUUUUCCAUGUACUCCGAAGUCGUGGAGUAUUUCGGACGAUUUGGGACAGAUAGAGUAUGUUUUCAGUGAUAAAACAGGUACUUUAACCCAAAAUGUCAUGGAGUUUAAGAAAUGUACCAUUGGAGGUAUUUCCUAUGGUUUGGCUUAUACUGAAGCCAAGCAAGGUAUGGAUAAGAGAAAUGGAGUUGAUACUGUCAAAGAAAGCGAGAGAUGGAACCAGGCUAUCAAAAAGGACAGAUCUGAUAUGAUUGAGAACUUGCAGAAUUUUGUGCAAAACGAUCAGUUCAGAGAGAACCUCUUGACUUUUGUCUCCAAUGACUAUGUGGAGGACACCAUUGUUCCAAACACUUUGAUUCAAUCAAGAAAACAGUCGAACGAAGAGUUCAUGCUUGCUCUUGCAUUGUGUCACACUGUCGUAACAGAAAGAAAUAGUGAGGAUGAGUUUUUGAAUGAUUUGAAGGCAGAGUCUCCCGAUGAAGCGGCCUUGGUUGCAGUCGCCAGAGACUUGGGAAUUGUGUUCAAGAAGAGAAUGAGAAAGACAUUGCUUUUAGACAUUUACGGCAAGGAAAGAGAGUAUGAAUUGCUCCACAUUAUUCCAUUCACAUCUGCUCGUAAGAGAAUGUCUUGUAUCUUGAAAACUCCAGAGGGAUCUCUCCUUCUCAUUUGCAAGGGUGCUGACAAUGUUAUUUACCAAAGAUUGUCUCCUUCUACACCUGAUGAUUUGUUGAAAAAGACAGCCUUGCAUUUGGAAGACUUUGCGAAGGAAGGUCUCAGAACGCUUUGUAUUGCUCAGAAAUCUAUGGACGAGUCGCAAUUCUACUCCUGGUAUGAACGUUUCCGGGAGGCAAAUGCCCUGAUUGAAGAUUCCAAAGACGAAAUUAUUGAUAGACUCAAUGCUGAAUUGGAACAGGGAUUAACUUUGCUUGGUGGUACUGCUAUUGAGGACAGACUUCAGCAAGGAGUGCCUGACUCUAUUUCUAUUUUGAGUGAAGCUGGUAUCAAGUUGUGGGUUCUUACUGGUGACAGAAUCGAAACUGCCAUCAACAUCGGCUUCUCCUGUAACCUUCUUGGGAACGAUAUGAAGUUGCUUGUUGUGAGACCUGAAAAUGAUGAUAUGUCCAAUGUGGAUUACAUUGAUGGCCUCAUCACAAAAUACUUAUCUGAGAAUUUCAAUAUCAACCUCAACAGUGCUGAUGAUGUCAAAGAGGCUAUAGCAGCUGCCAAGGGUGAUCACUCAAUUCCAACAUCCAACACUGCUUUGAUUAUCGAUGGUGCUGCUUUGACAUUGGUUUUCAGUGAGAACGAACUUGUUCGCCAAAAGUUCCUCCUUUUAGGUAAGCAGUGUAAGUCUGUGAUUUGCUGUCGUGUGUCGCCUGCUCAGAAGGCUCAAGUUGUUAAAGUUGUCAAGGAAAAUCUCAAGGUUAUGACCUUAGCUAUUGGAGAUGGUGCCAACGAUGUGGCCAUGAUUCAGGCCGCUAACGUUGGUGUUGGAAUUGCUGGUGAGGAAGGAAGACAGGCAGUCAUGUCGUCGGACUAUGCCAUUGGACAAUUCCGUUUCUUGACCAGAUUACUUCUUGUGCAUGGCAGAUGGUCGUACAAGAGAUUGGCUGAAAUGAUUCCAAGUUUCUUUUACAAGAAUGUUGUGUUCACUUUCACUUGUUUCUGGUACGGUAUCUACAACAGCUUCGACGGUUCUUACCUUUAUGAGUACACUUUCUUGAUGUUCUACAACUUGGCAUUUACUUCGCUUCCUGUUAUCAUCCUUGGUGUUUUCGAUCAGGAUGUAUCCGAUACGGUGUCUUUGAUUGUUCCACAGUUGUAUCGUGCUGGAGUUUUGGGACUUGAGUGGUCGCAGUAUAAAUUUAUUUGGUACAUGUUUGAUGGACUUUACCAAUCUGUGGUCUCCUUCUUUUUCCCUUACCUCAUGUACUACGUGAGUUUCCAGAAUCACGAAGGGUUGCCAGUUGACCAUAGAUUCUGGGUCGGUGUCUUGAUUUGUGCAAUCUCUGUGACAUCAUGUAACAUAUACGUGUUGUUGCAACAGUAUAGAUGGGAUUGGUUGUCCUUGUUGAUCAAUGCGUUGUCAACUCUUGUUGUCUUCUUCUGGGUUGGAGUUUGGUCUGCUAGCGCCUAUGUGGGUGAGUUUUAUAAGUGCGGUACCUAUCUUUUGGGUACUUUGGGAUUCUGGCCAUGCUUUUUGGUUUCGGUGGUAAUUUGUGUGUUGCCUCGUUUCACCUACGAUUUCUUGCUCAGAAACUUCAAGCCAAGAGACAUUGACAUCAUUCGUGAGCAAGUAAGAGCUGGAGAGUUCAAGGACUACCCACAGGGCUACGAUCCCACAAAUUUGGAGGAUAUUGAAAAACACAGAAUUCUCCAGCGUCUUAACGAGGGAGACACAGAGCUUUUGGAGAAGGUUGAGAAUGCUGUAGGCGCCCAUGAUACUGGGUCAGACCAUUCGAUAAACGAAGACCACAAGCUCUCCAGAGCUUUUAAGUCCAUUACCAGAAGAGCAACAAUUUCGAGAUCCAGACGUGGAACCAUUAAUAGAUCCAGACAUGGAACGAUCAACGAUAAGGCCAAAUACAACCAGCAGCUUCUCAACAUGCCAAUCGACUUGAAUCAAUUGAGACAAGACAUGAUCAAGAGAGGAGAGUACAAGACUGCGAGAAACUCACUUGACAGAAUUAGCACCACGCAUGGAAUUCCAGGCUUAACGCAAGCAGAAACGUUGUUAACAUAUCACACACGGAACAGUAUUAGUUUUGACCGUUAA